Molecule: messenger RNA, 552 nt
Organism: Parascedosporium putredinis
Lineage: Eukaryota; Fungi; Ascomycota; Sordariomycetes; Microascales; Microascaceae
Source: the annotation of a GenBank genome assembly
AUGCAGCAUCGACUCAAACUUGCCGAAAAGUUGACAAUUUUCCUCAUGCGCGAACAGCAUCUCACGAGAAGACAAGGGACAAUUCAGAACGGCGUUGUCGACUGGUGUCCGAUAGCUGCUCCCCAAUCUUCCCCGAAGCCCAAGUCCAAGUCCAAGGACUCUGCCGAGGGUGGGAAGGCGUCGACGCGCGCCUCCGCUCCCUACGAUGCGACUAAAUUCUCCAUUGCCCAGCUUAUCGGAAACGACAUGACCUCGGCCCUAGCGAGUUCCGACUACCAUGCGAAACCCAUCCGUGUGCCUAUCCGCGCCGUCCCAUCCACUGGCCGAACUGUUCACGUCAGCGGGCCCAUCAACCCAGCGAGGGCUUUCGCCAUGCUGAACCAACGCUGUACGCAGAACCGUCUCGCCACGAUUGCCAACCAGCAACGAUUCCACGAAAGGCCAGGUCUGAAGAGAAAGCGGCUGCACCGCACCAGGUGGCGGGCGAGAUUCAAGAAGGGCUUCCAUGCCACUGUUGUUAGAGUACAGGAGCUGGUCAGGCAGGGAUGGUAA